AUGAAAACACAAACUAAAAAAGAUGAUGGUACCGGCACAGAGGCCCAGGAAACCUCAGGCCCGGCAGGUGUGGGUGAGCUCGCCACACAGGUCGUGAUCAGUAGCUCUGGUUAUGCGAAAAUGAAUAUGGAACGGCUAAAUAGGAUUAUGAAGACAACGGAUAGUGUACUAAGACUCAGAGGAGGAGGAGACUCCGAAUUUGAUGAUGGCACAAAUGCUAGUACAAGUGGUGCGAUGGCAGUCGAUCAAGGGACUAUUAACCAGCCAGCAAAGGCGAAAUCGGCUAGUGUCGAUAACGUGGCUUUGCUAAAGAAGUUGAAUAACCACAUUGAGUUUAUAGAGCAGACGGUCAUAAAUGAAAGGACCAAGAAACUGACUGCCGGGGCUGCAGACGGCAUAAGCGCCAGGCUUAAGAAUAUUAGAGAUAUCCAUACGGAACUCUGCAUGGAGAACAGCCGCCUCCAAGGCGUUACGCAGUUCAGUGCCGCGGAACUUAAGGGUUUGCUGGACACGUUCUCCAGAGCGCAAAAAGAAAAAAGUAAGGAGAUAGAGGAACUCCGCCUCGAAAACCUCGUGCUCAAAGAAAGUUUGGAAGAGCUAGCCAACAACUACGGACCCAAAAAGGUAACUUAUGCCGAUGCGAAAAGCAGCGCAAUUAAAAGCGUUUUCAGCGCAGAAGAGGCGCCGGGACCCGCUGCUCCGCUAACAACGGCGAAGGGUAACAACAGAGAAAAGCCCAAGACCAAGGCUUCUAAGAGAAAGUCACUCGAUAAGUGA
Macrosiphum euphorbiae (potato aphid) is the source of this 777-nucleotide messenger RNA. Lineage: Eukaryota; Metazoa; Arthropoda; Insecta; Hemiptera; Aphididae. The record is from the annotation of a GenBank genome assembly.